This is a messenger RNA of Trichoderma harzianum CBS 226.95, 459 nucleotides long. RefSeq lists its product as hypothetical. NCBI's taxonomy places the organism in Eukaryota, Fungi, Ascomycota, Sordariomycetes, Hypocreales, Hypocreaceae. The coding region runs from base 1 to 459 and encodes 152 amino acids. The record is from RefSeq and is a predicted model, not a curated record. The transcript has 2 exons.
AUGAAGGCCGUGGCAGCUAUUCCAGCCCUUUUGGCGGCCCUCUCUAUUGCUAGCCCCUUGCAAGCCCGCCAGUUACCGGAUCACUUUGACAUAAAUGGCUUUCUUGUACAAUGCCAGACCUUUACCUGCUGGGUAGAGUUUGGCGUGUCUCUCCCUGAUAGGUCCGGAGGCUGCGUUGUUACUUUCCCGGGCAUCAGUGAAGGUAUACCAGAUACGCCGCAACGGUCCGUGUGCGACCAACCCGAUAUCGGUUAUGAAGUGAUUAUGCACGAUCAAGGCUUUGGGGGAAUCGAUUUCUCGGUUAACUGGAAUUAUGCGUCUGGCAAAUAUCUCGUGGGCAAUCAUUCCAUCCCUGGAAGCCAGUGGCAGGCGUUUGCCGAUGGCGCGGCGACUCUAUACGCCUACACGGGUCCAUCAGACUUUUCUAUUACCGACUUACAGGAAGCUUCGAGUAUCUGA